Peniophora sp. CBMAI 1063 is the source of this 684-nucleotide messenger RNA. NCBI's taxonomy places the organism in Eukaryota, Fungi, Basidiomycota, Agaricomycetes, Russulales, Peniophoraceae. The record is from the annotation of a GenBank genome assembly.
AUGGCCUCCUCCUCACUCGCCCCGUACCAGCUCGAGCUCAUCCAGAGCGCCAUGUCAGUGGAGGCCCUGAAGUUCGGCUCGUUCACACUGAAAUCCGGUCGUAUCUCGCCAUACUUUAUCAAUGUCGGUCUGAUCUCGACUGGGCCGCUGCUCACGUCGCUGUGCGGCGCGUAUGCGUCGAGUAUCGCGACGUCGCUCAAGGAGAAGACGCUGCCGGAGUUCGACGUGCUGUUUGGGCCCGCAUAUAAGGGUAUUCCGCUUGCUGCUGCGACGUCGGUGCUUCUGCACAAGGAGCACGGGAUUGACACUGGCUUCGCGUACGACCGGAAAGAGGCGAAAGAUCACGGCGAGGGCGGAAUGCUGGUCGGUGUACCCAUCAAGGGGAAGCGCGUGCUCAUUCUGGACGAUGUCAUGACGGCUGGUACUGCUGUGCGCAACUCGCUCUCAAUGAUUCGCGCUGCGGGAGGCGAGGUCGUAGGCGUUAUCAUGUGUCUCGACCGUGAGGAGGUUGGAAAGGAGGGUGGGAGCACCGUCAAAGAGCUGGAGAAGGAGCUUGGAGGGCCUGGCCGCGUUACUGCUAUCUUGAAGAUGCGCGAUCUGAUGGAGUGGUUGAAGGAGAACGGACGUACGGAGGAGCUCAAGGCUAUGGAGGCGUACCGGGAGCAGUAUGGUGUCAAGGAGUAG